AUGGCCUUCCUUAAGUGUUUCGGAUACAGAACGAGGCACAAAACUGUCCCUGAACGAGUAGUUGUUGCUGCUUCCGAUGGGGAUGAAGUCAGUAAUGAGGAAAAUAGCUGGAACAACUCUUGCGUGAAGGAUGUUUCUGUGAGGAGAUUCAAUUGGGAAGAGGUGCAGAACCUCACCAUGAAUUUCUCUCAGGGGAUUGGAUCGGGAGGUUUUAGUACAGUCUAUCUCGCCAACUUUCCUGACUCAUCUCUCGGCGCAAUCAAGAUCCACAGCAGCAGCGAACGUCUCAACCAAGUUUAUAAGCAAGAACUGCAGAUCUUACUCCGCCUUUCCCACAAUAACAUUGUCAAUCUUCUUGGAUAUUGUGAUGAUCGAGAAGAAGGCGUUCUGGUGUUUGAUCAUGUUCCCAAUGGGAAUUUGCAAGAGAAGCUCCAUGACAAUGGCGGUGAAGUAACAGGAAGGAAUGGGCAAAAUUCAAUACUUUCAUGGAAAAACCGCAUGGUAAUUGCUUUUCAACUGGCACAAGCGAUUGAAUAUCUCCAUGAAAAAUGCAGCCUUCAUAUCAUUCACGGAGACAUCAAGGCUUCAAACAUAUUGCUUGAUGAGCAGCUGAAUUGCAAGUUAUGCGACUUUGGGUCAGCAAAAAUGGGAUUUUCUUCCACCGUGUUACCACCAUCCUCGUCCAGGUUGAACAGAAUGAUGCUGGGUUCUCCAGGUUAUACUGAUCCUCACUACCUGAGAACAGGAAUCGCCUCGAAAAAGAACGAUGUUUACAGCUUCGGAGUGAUAGUUCUUGAACUUAUCACAGGGAUCGAAGCCUUUUCGACUGCUAGGCUGACUUCACUCGCCGGCCCAAUGUUGAGGGAGGCCACGAAGGUAGCGGAAAUGGUGGAUCCGCGGCUUAGUGGGAAUUUUGACUUGGAAGAGGCCAAGGUCAUGGCUUCAAUAUCAGCAACGUGCCUGCAUGAUUCGCCAAGUCUCAGACCAUCGGCUUCAUGUAUCUUAAGAAUAAUGAGAGAGAAAAUGUCUUCAAUCUCCUGA
Molecule: messenger RNA, 1041 nt
Organism: Ilex paraguariensis (yerba mate)
Lineage: Eukaryota; Viridiplantae; Streptophyta; Magnoliopsida; Aquifoliales; Aquifoliaceae
Source: the annotation of a GenBank genome assembly